This is a messenger RNA of Prorocentrum cordatum, 801 nucleotides long. The record is from the annotation of a GenBank genome assembly. Lineage: Eukaryota; Dinophyceae; Prorocentrales; Prorocentraceae.
AUGGUUCCGUUCUGGGCCGUGGUGCUGGCAUUCAUGCAAUUCGAAGGCGUUGGCGCAGCUGCCAAGGUUGCGAGCGCAAGCGCAGGUGCCAUGGUCGUCGACCACGACGGGCGCACCAUUGGCCGCGCUUCGGCGGGGGCUACGGCGCUCGUGCGGAGGCAGGCGGCUGACGGGCAGCUGCAGCGGAGCCUUUUCGUCCGCGCCAGGUGGGGAGUCGUUGACACCAACUCUUUUGUGGAGAGCGGCAGCGGAUCACUGUCAACGCGCCGGGAGUCUGCGCGGACUGCGACCGUCGGGCUCCACGAUUUCAUUGUCGAGGAGCACGAGGCCGAGGCUCUGGCGGCAUGGCAGAAGUUCUAUGGCGCGCAGCAGCAGGAGGGCGCCUGCCCGCUCCCCGCCUCGGGCUUCGACUGCGAGCAGGGCCACGAGUGCACCUUCAAAGAUGCCGAGCUCCAGACGUUCAAGGUCCUGAAUCAUGGGAGCCUGACUGAGACCGUCUUCUCCAACGGUGGGACGGCCUACUUCUUCGGGGAGAACUCACCGAGCGUGCCUCCCUACUAUCUCGCCAAGCUCCAGUGCAGUGGGGAGGUCCUUCUCAAAGCCCCCGCGGCUGAGAGUGGCGACAAGGUGGACAAAGAAAGUUGCUCCUCUUAUAAGGCGGUGCAGAGCGUGACUGUCGGUAACAAUACCUGGAAGUCGUCGGUCGAGCGGUUGAUCAGGAGGCACGGUGGCGGAUCUCUGCAUCGACAUGAAUGUGUCUUCUGCGAGCGCCGCGGGUUGGGAGGGGGUAUGCUUGCUUAG